Pyrus x bretschneideri (Chinese white pear) is the source of this 1200-nucleotide messenger RNA. RefSeq names its product F-box protein At3g07870-like. The transcript has a single exon. Bases 1 to 1200 code for a protein of 399 amino acids. The record is from RefSeq and is a predicted model, not a curated record. Gene Ontology annotation, molecular function: protein binding. Lineage: Eukaryota; Viridiplantae; Streptophyta; Magnoliopsida; Rosales; Rosaceae.
AUGGCGAGAGAAAAGAAAGGAAAUCCAAAGAAAAGAACAGAAGGCAGUGCAGCAAUCAGCAGCAAAAACAAAGAGAAAAGAGAAGGAUGCAACAAAUUCCUACAACUUCCAAAGGCUUUGAUCGUGGAGAUUCUCUCAAGGGUAUUGUCCAUCAAAACCCUCCUGAAUUGCAGGUGCGUUUGCAAAGAGUGGCUUUCUUUAAUUUUCGACCCCGAAUUUACUCGUCUCCACGCUUCAAGAUCACCCAUUGGCAUCUUGAUCAAGACCUAUCCCCCUAUAAGAAAAUCUAGGAGACUUGAUUUCACCCAUAUACUAGAUUCUGCUGGUUCUGAUUUGCAGCUCGAGAAAAUAAGGUUUAGUCCCAAAAAUAGCCUGCCCAUCGGGGCCAUGCCCGAAUUUCGCUUGAUAAACUCAUGCAAUGGCUUACUUUGCUUUUCUGGAGCUAAUAGAGAUUACCCCUGUUUUGUGUGCAAUCCGAUUUUAGGUGAGUAUAUUACUAUCCCACAUACUGAUAACACUCGACAUCGAAAUAGUUGCUUUUUCGUUGGACUUGGUUUUAGCUCCGCGAUGAAUGAAUAUAAGGUGUUGCGAAUGACCAAUGGGACCGAGGCUGAGGUUUACACCAUUGGUUCGGGAGUGUGGAGAAGUAUUGGAAAUGCUCCUGGGGACAUUGAUCAGUUGCCAUUCAAUGCUUUUCUGCAUGGAGCGCUUCAUUGGGUUUCAUAUAGUAGUAAAAGUCCCGAGUUUAUACACUCUUUCGACUUUGAAACAGAACAGUUUCGACCCCUACCCGUCCCUAGCUUACCCGUGAAUCAAUUUUCGGAUUGUUUCCUUUUGGAAGUGAUAGGUGGCUGUCUCCAUUUGUGUGUGUUUGGGGACGAUUGUAGUAAAUUUGACAUGUGGGUAAUGAAGGAAUACGGUGUCCAACAGUCUUGGACUAAAGUUCUUGUUUUCGAAAAACUGUAUGAUUGUGUAGAGGAACUGUGCUGUGAUGUGUAUGAACCAAUUAUGUAUUUGAGUAAUGGGGAAAUCCUGAUGUUGUACAAUAACCGCGCUGUAGUUUGUUAUAAUGGAGAAAGAAAGAGUUUCAGGGAAAUAAAGAUUACUUGGACUCAGGCGCCCUUUGAGGCCAUUGCCUACAGUCCAUCCUUUGUUUCACUCUACAAUGUCUCAAAUGGUGAAGAUAUGAAGAGGUACUAA